Salvia splendens (bonfire salvia) is the source of this 2243-nucleotide messenger RNA. RefSeq names its product taxadiene 5-alpha hydroxylase. Gene Ontology annotation, molecular function: heme binding; iron ion binding; oxidoreductase activity, acting on paired donors, with incorporation or reduction of molecular oxygen. The transcript has 3 exons. The coding region runs from base 13 to 1461 and encodes 482 amino acids. Gene Ontology annotation, biological process: sterol metabolic process. Lineage: Eukaryota; Viridiplantae; Streptophyta; Magnoliopsida; Lamiales; Lamiaceae. The record is from RefSeq and is a predicted model, not a curated record.
UUCACAUUUGCAAUGAAUCCUGAAGUGGAACCUUUGUCUUUCUCGGUUAUUAUUGUUGUUAUUGUUGCUAUUGCUUCAUUGGCGUUUGUGAUGAAAAAUUGCAAAAGCAAAAAUGAGAGGAAACUGCCUCCGGGGAAGAUGGGUUUGCCCUGGGUCGGUGAAACCAUAGAUUUCUACAAAGCUCAAAAGAAAAACAGGCUUUACCAAGACUUCAUCCAAGCCCGCAUCCGAAAGCACGGCCUCACCUUCAAGACGAGGCUGAUGGGCCACCCAACCGUCGUUGUCAGUGGGGCCGAGGCCAACAAGUUCUUCCUCUCCAACGAGUUCAAGCUAGUCGUGAGCUCGUGGCCCUCCUCCUCCGUGCAGUUGAUGGGAGUGAACUCGAUCAUGGAGAAACAAGGGGAGGCGCACCGCUGCCUACGUGGAAUCGUGGCCACCAGCCUCAGCUCGUCCGGCCUUGACAAUCUCGUGCCUAGGAUUUGCAACACCGUGGCAAUGCACUUGGAAAGAUAUUGGAGUGGUGGGGAGAAAACAAUUAGUCUCUAUGGGCUAACAAAAGUUUUGACAUUCACUAUUGUUCUAGAAUGCUUGUUGGGGAUUGAGGUGAAACCUGGGAUGUUGGAGAUGUUCGAGAAGGUUCUAGAAGGGGUGUUCGCGAUCCCUCUGAGCUUCCCAGGGUCCAAAUUCUCGAGGGCGAAAAGGGUGAGGAAGGAGAUAGAGGAGAUGCUGGUGGAGAUUGUCAGGGAUAGGAGAAGAGAAAUGGAACAACAAGAGCAAGAACAGAGUGAUGGGGGAGGGAUUCUCCUGUCCAAGUUUGUUGCUUCCCUGAUUCGAGGUGAGAUUACUGAGGCGGAGGUGGCUGAUAACAUCGUGUUGCUCGUGUUUGCAGCCCACGACACCACCUCAUUCGCCAUUGCCAUGACCUUCAGGAUGCUGGCUCAUCAUCCAAACUGCUAUGCUCUACUUCAAAAAGAACACGACAGUAUCAUGCGCAGCAAAAGCGUACCAGGCGAAGCUCUCACGUACGAGGAUGUGAAGAAGAUGAACUACACAUGGCAAGUGGCACACGAGAGCAUCAGGAUUUUCCCUCCAAUUUUCGGCUCUUUUAGAAAAGCAAUCCAAGAUAUUGAAUUCGAUGGAUACACGAUUCCCAGGGGCUGGAAGGAGUUGUGGACAGCAUACGGAACACAUUAUGGUUCGAAGUACUUUGAAGAUCCGUUGAGAUUCGAACCAGGUAGGUUCGACGACCCAGUCCAGCCCUUCUCGUAUGUUCCGUUUGGCGGAGGGCCAAGAUUGUGUGCAGGAUACCAAUUAGCAAAGCUAAACAUACUUAUAUUUGUACAUUAUGUUGUGACUAGAUAUAAUUGGACAUUAGAGAAUCUUGAUGAGCCAAUUACAGUAGAUCCUCUCCCAUUCCCUUCUCAAGGAAUGCCAAUUAGGAUCUCUCCCAAGUCGCAAUAACAGAGCAUAUACGUGAUUUAUUUCAUCAGUGCAUUAAUAAAUUUAAUGAUAAUCCAUUAUGAGCGUUUGAUUGAUCACAAUAUGUCUUAGCUUUUCAAUUAUUUCAAAUCGAUGCACAUAGAACAAAUCAAUCAAGAAAAUAGGAUCCCACCAUAACAACCAACGAGCUAUUCAGCUACUUCAUCCCUACAAUUUUACUAUAAUGGCAAAGUAUACCAUAUCCAAACAGCAUUGGUUUAACCUAUCAACUGCAACAUUACCUAUAUUCAAGAGAUAAAAAAAAUCAAUGCUUACUGAGCCCUGUCACUUUUGAUCCCAAUCGAAUCCUCUGGAGCUCUAGCUUUGUACCCAUCCCGCCUUUAAAUCCCCUUUUCUUGAGCUCUGCCAAAUCGAUAUACCUUAUGUGAGGUACAAUGAGAAGCGGGAUCCCCAAAUGCUGGUCUAUCGACCAAUUCCAACGGCGCAAGCGAUGUCUUUGAGGUUGAUUCUCUGCCUAAAGCAGCUUUUAGAUCAGCUCACCACAUGUUCGAGGAUAUGUCUGAGCCACUGUUACCGAAGCCUUUUGCUUCUUCUCUGUAUCUAUUUGAUUUAGGGAUUGCAAAUUUCAACGCUGAGGCCGAAUUACUGAAGAAGGUAUGGCUUUCUUGAUUCUCUUACUAGUAUGAUUGUGCUUCCGUUUUCUACUCUUCAGAGUGUCGCUGCAGAAAAUAUUUUGUGGAUUCUGAAUUGAGUACUUUGUUGGUGGUUUCAGAAGAAGGGAAAAAAAUUAAGGUUAAUUGUCU